Entelurus aequoreus (snake pipefish) is the source of this 1800-nucleotide messenger RNA. RefSeq names its product protein phosphatase methylesterase 1-like. The transcript is spliced from 14 exons. Gene Ontology annotation, biological process: protein demethylation. NCBI's taxonomy places the organism in Eukaryota, Metazoa, Chordata, Actinopteri, Syngnathiformes, Syngnathidae. Gene Ontology annotation, molecular function: protein methylesterase activity. Bases 363 to 1466 code for a protein of 367 amino acids. The record is from RefSeq and is a predicted model, not a curated record.
GAUCACUCCCUCAAACCUGUUGAGUAAUGACAAUAAAUUGGAACAUUUGAAGGUGAAGAUUGCCAUUACAUUCAAGUAAGAACGUUGCUCUUCGAGUGAAAAGGACAACAAGAAGAACACCGAAGGACAUCAAAAAGCCGCAAGAGGACAAACUGUGCCACGGCCACGCUGCUGCUCAUCAGCCAGGGUGAUUGGAAACACCUGCCAGCUCUAUAGGGUGUCAGCCGGCGCUGCUUAUUCGGUCCAGGGAUGUGAAAGAAGGCGUCUAGAUGUUGCCGGAAAGAGACGUUUGAGGAAAACGCCUUCCCUUUCCAUCAGCACGUACGCGCCGGAUCCAAGACUACAACCGCUUGGGAGCAAACAUGUGGGAGGAGAACUUUGAUACGGAGCAGUCGACCAGUGACGUCGGCCAGAAGCUCGACUACUCGCCCGUACCGUGGCAAGAGUACUUCGAUCAGAUGGAGGACGUAAACGUGGGCCAGGCCGACAGCCGAGACAUCUUCCGGGUUUACAAAGCGGGACACGAGGGGCCCCUGCUCGUUCUUCUGCAUGGGGGAGGACACUCGGCCUUGUCCUGGGCAGUCUUCACUACCGCCAUCGCUGCCAGAGUGUGCUGCCGGGUGCUUGCCAUGGACCUCAGGGGUCACGGUGACACUCUGGUCCGCCAAUCAGAUGACUUCUCCACUCAAACCAUGUCCAGCGACAUUGCCAACGUGGUCAGAGCAUGCUACGGCGAGACUCCUCCCCCCAUUGUCCUGAUUGGCCACGGGGUCGGCGGGGCGAUUGCAGUGCACACAUCCGGCAAUGAGCUGUUGCCAACCACUGUGGGACUGGUGGCCAUCGAUGUUGUCGAGGGAAGUGCAAUGGAGGCGCUUCACAGCAUACAGAAUUUCCUGAAAGGAAGACCCAAGUCCUUCAAGUCUAUGGACCACGCCAUCGAGUGGAGUGUCAAGAGCGGGCAAAUCCGGAAUCUGGAAUCUGCUAGAGUGUCGAUGGUUGGUCAAAUCAAAAGGUGUGAGGUAGAGGAGACUGACUCUCUGGAGCAGGCCAGCCCAGUGAGCGAUGUGGUGGUCGAAUGCAACGAGGAGUUCUACGACCAAAGCUAUGAUAAAGACAACGCCGCCACGGAGGUGAGCCUCAGCGAAGGCCAGAGUGUCUACAGAUGGCGCAUAGACCUGUCGAAGUCGGAGAAAUACUGGGACGGCUGGUUUCGGGGAACGUCCAACCUCUUUUUGUCCUGCAACCUGCCAAAGCUUCUCCUCCUGGCUGGAAUCGACCGGCUUGACCGUGACCUGACCAUAGGCCAGAUCCAAGGUAAAUUCAUGAUGCAGGUGCUGCCCCCCUGUGGUCAUGCAGUGCAAGAAGACAAACCAGAUAAAGUUGCUGACGCCGUGGCCUCCUUCCUGUUACGGCACAAGUUUGCAGAAGCCAGAAGAGAAAUUAGCUCAAACUCUUUUACGGAAUGAGGUCCACAUGUAAGUUAUCUUUUCUCAUAUGUAAAGAUAUGAUGUUCAUAUGAAACCACGUGUAGAUUGUUAUAGGGUCAGUGUUUAGGUGAAUGCAUACCUGAGUUAGGGGACUCGACUCCCUGAAAUGUUUAAUUUAAAAAUACACCCGGGUAGGACUACCGGGUUUGGAGCAAAUAAAUGGCAUUCAUUUUAGUACAAUGUUUGGUAAUAAGUGUUUGUUUAUAUUCUUAUAAUAAAAUAGCAUUUGUGUCAAAAUAUUGGGGUCUUUUUGGGGUAAAUGUAAAAUGUAUGUAAGCAAGUAAUUUACUGUGAUUAUUCACAAUGAAUCCAA